AAGUACAUGUAGGUGUCAAAAUGGUAGGUAUUGGUAGGUAUUGCAUGUGUUGUUCUCAAGUUCUCCCAGUUCUGCAAUUACAUUGUUCCAUUGUCUACAAGUAUACUGUAUAAGUUAAACAAGAAACUGAUCCCAUUGCUAAAAACAUGGAUGCAAACUAAUUAUCUAUCCGUCCUGGUAGCUGUUUACCAUUUGAUUACACAUUACCAAUGGAUGUGAUAGAAAAUUCACUUCACUGCUUUGAAUGAACAAAAUCACAUGGGGUGUCUUGUUUGGCCAUGAUCAGAGUAAUAGAACUUUUUUUCUUUUGCAGGUACUUGUCGGUCAUCGGCUUUGUCGUCAAUAUCGACACGUUGAUGCUGAUGAUUCCUGAACUGCUCCAAGUUCAGCGUUAUGUGCUCACCUACAGGUUCAGCCAGGAUCACUUGGAGCUCCUAUUUAAUUUAAUCAGAGCGUCAGGCGGCUGGAAUAACAAUCCAUCGGCACGCCAGUUCCAGGCCAUCUUCCGCCAUCUGAUGGUUCGGUGUGGUGUCUCACCUGGUGAGACAGGCAAUGUGGCAGCCCAAGAUAACACUGUGUCCCUGUCUGCUGUGGAGAUGUCCUCUCCUGAAACUGCUGAAGAGCACCCAUCUCCAUUCGCCAACAUUUCGGCCCUUGUGUGUGACCACAGUUAUCUCCCCACUCGGUUUGGUGGUCUGGUGGAAAAUGCUCUGGUCUACAUAGCAGGGUUUGUAGUCCGGCAGAUUCUACGAAAGCUGUCCUGUGAUGUGUGCCGUGCAAGCUUGGUCAGAGAUGCUGUACCAUCUUCAUUUGACAAGAGCUACCACCUUCUAGCCCUGAAAAACAACGGCGGCCUAGUGAUUCCAUCACAAGGCACAGUGAAGGUGCUGAGAGCUGCAGAGAGGGUGAUCCGCCGAGCUUCAACAAUACAAGCUCCUAAGGUGUCGACAGUCACACACAUCGUCCGGGAGGAGAUUGGAACGGAGGAUGUUUUUCAGCUUGGGGAACACAUUGAGGAGACACAGUUUGGCAUCGACAAUCAUCAUUUUGACUUGUCAUUGGUUGUGUCUGUGUUUCUCAAAAUAAGGCUGUACCACAUUGCCAAACUCACCUCCGUCGAACUGCAGAAAGGGAGCACGAGAAAGAAGCUCUGCAAAACAGUCCUCUUUCAGGGGUUUUAG
This is a messenger RNA of Sander lucioperca (pikeperch), 1181 nucleotides long. RefSeq lists its product as uncharacterized. The record is from RefSeq and is a predicted model, not a curated record. The coding region runs from base 279 to 1181 and encodes 300 amino acids. Lineage: Eukaryota; Metazoa; Chordata; Actinopteri; Perciformes; Percidae. The transcript is spliced from 5 exons.